Zootermopsis nevadensis is the source of this 2631-nucleotide messenger RNA. RefSeq names its product mitochondrial tRNA-specific 2-thiouridylase 1. The record is from RefSeq and is a predicted model, not a curated record. Gene Ontology annotation, biological process: tRNA wobble position uridine thiolation. Gene Ontology annotation, molecular function: sulfurtransferase activity. Gene Ontology annotation, cellular component: mitochondrion. Lineage: Eukaryota; Metazoa; Arthropoda; Insecta; Blattodea; Termopsidae.
UGGUGGAAAAUAUGAUGAUGGCUGUCUUCUGGAUUGGCAGCAAGUUUGAAGUUGGCUGGCCUUUGGGUUGCACUUUGACUACUAUUGUUUGUUUUGACUUUCCAAGUGCCAUUAAUAGGAUCUUCUCUUUGGCAUUCGUAUUUGAGCAAACGGUAAUGUCUUAUGGCAUUGGUUUGCGGGCUUGGAUUAUAGGCAACGUUGUUACCGACUGAGCAUUUAUCAGUGGCCAAUUCCACUCGUUCCUUUGUAGUAGUUUUACUGCACUGACGCUAGAUGACAAUCCAAUAGCAUUGAGUUACCGCCUUGAUGGUUGGUACUCAUAUUAGUACCAACGUCACAGCUUAUACCAAACGUCACCACUGAAAUAGCAUGUGUGAUUAAUGUACAGCACCUUCAUCUAUUGAUAAAAGUUUCUUAUAAAAGCCGCUGCGUAAGAAUAAUAGCGGGAAGUUUGGGCCGAUUAUGUUCAUGCGCACUGAAGAUAUUUCAUUUUAAAGUAGUUCCGUGGUAAGUAAUGUUGGUUGUAAAUGUCGAAGACAAACACUGAUGUGUAUUAAAUUAGUGGGAAAGUGACUGAAUUUUAAAUUUGUGUCAUACUGGGCGCUCUGAGACGUAAUUCAGGAAACAUAAGGUAGCAGCAGCAGCUUACCUGUUUUGUGGAAGAUUUCGCAUGGCUUCUGGACGCGGUCUUCCUGCAACAGAAUAAAAGAAUAAUUUCCCACUGAGAAAUCUUUUCAUGCCUUAGAAUGUCCAACAUCGGACGAGUAAUUGUAGCUGUGUCUGGUGGAGUUGAUAGUGCAGUGGCAGCCUUGUUCCUGAAAAGAAAGGGUUUUGAUGUUGUUGGUGUGUUUAUGGAGAACUGGGAUGUCACAGAUGAAAUGGGAAUCUGUUCUGUUGCCCAGGAUGCAGAAGAUGCACAAUGGGUAUGCAGUAGAUUGGAUAUUCCAUUCCAUCAUGUCAGCUUUGUGAAGGAAUACUGGCAUGAGGUCUUCUGCAGUCUACUGAAGGACUAUGGAAGUGGCUACACACCUAAUCCAGAUAUUCUGUGUAAUCGCCAGAUUAAAUUUGACACGUUUUACAGAUAUGCCAAAGAUAAAAUGGACGCUAAUGCCAUUGCAACUGGUCAUUAUGCCCGUACAACAUUUGGCAGUUUCUUGGAAAACUAUGAUCCCGUUGCAGGUGUUCAUCUUCUGAAGCCAGUAGAUCUUUUUAAGGAUCAGACGUUUUUUCUAAGUCAAGUUCCUCAGAUGCCUCUUCAGAGGACAAUGUUUCCUCUUGGUAACUUGACAAAAAACCAAGUUCGAAGAAUUGCCUGUGAACAUGAAAUGUACCAUAUUGUCAAGAAGAAGGAAAGCAGAGGAAUCUGUUUUAUUGGCUCAAGAAAUUUCAGAAAUUUUAUAUCAGAGUAUUUGGUUGACAAACCAGGGAAUUUCCGAGAUAUUGACAAUGGGCACAUAGUGGGUAAGCAUUCAGGAAUACACCAAUGGACAAUUGGUCAGAGAUGUCGGAUAGGUGGUCAAGUGAAGCCGUAUUUUGUAGCAAGAAAGGAUCCUAAAUCUGAUGACAUAUUGGUGGCUUCUGGUACAAACCAUCCAUCACUUUUUAUACAGUUCUUCUUCGCAGCUGAAUCACAUUGGAUCCAUUCAGUUCCAGAGCCUCUGAUGCUGGAAGGGAUAUUUGAAUGUGAAUUUCGCUUCCAGCACACAAAGCCACUUGUGAAGUGUACAUUGGUGGCUAUGGCUGAUAACCAGGUCUUGGUCAAACUCGUUAGACCAUUGCGAGCAAUUACGCUAGGACAGUACGCAGUGUUUUAUAAAGGCAAGGAAUGCCUUGGUAGUGCAAGAAUUACUCUGCUCGGACCAUCUCUACAAAGUCUUGGACAUGGUGAACAAAAUGGCUGUCUUGUAAGAGGCAUAGUUUAUGAUAGUGCAGUGCAUACAGUGGAUGUUAGAGGUUGAAAUUGUUAUAACUAUUGAAAUAAAGUUACCCAAUAUAAGAGAAAUGAAUGCAAUGGUAUGCAGUGACUUGAAAUAGGACUCAGUGAUGUGUUUUUGUAUAAGCAUUGUUCAACAUUCUGGUCCAUACCAAGGAAUAUGUGUAUUACAGAUUUAGAAUGUUAGUUUAAUUAUGUGAGAUUUGAGAUUUUUACAGUGAUGUGUAUGGACUCAGCUGCUUUCUGGGAUCUUGCAUCCACUUAACCUGAAGAGGAUGCACAGUAAGCUUUUCUGAAAUCUUGGUCAACAUGUACCAAACUACACAGUGCAACAUCCCAAAAGAAAGCCAUUUCUGUAGUUCCAUUAUGUUUUGAUAAUGUAGUUAAGUUUGUCAGGUUGAUUAUAGUUACAAUAUGGUUACGAUAAUUACAAAGAACUAUGUUGCAUAACUUACCAAGAGAAAUAGAACAAGUUCCCAAAAUUUUUGACAGUAUUUUCUUCUGAAAAUUAAUUAUUAAAUUUUGAGUUUUGUGUCCAACAAUGAUUCUGAAAAGAUAAUAGCAUUAUAUUAAUUUACUUCAUGCUUUGCAGGAUAUGUAUGUAAUAGUUUUCAUGACAUACCUGAAGGGUUUAAGGUCCAUUAACCUAAAAAUGUCUGAACUGGAAAAAUAAAUAAAUUAUAAUGUGUGUGCUGAAA